Rhagoletis pomonella (apple maggot) is the source of this 1063-nucleotide messenger RNA. RefSeq lists its product as uncharacterized. The record is from RefSeq and is a predicted model, not a curated record. The coding region runs from base 288 to 605 and encodes 105 amino acids. Lineage: Eukaryota; Metazoa; Arthropoda; Insecta; Diptera; Tephritidae. The transcript has 2 exons.
CGUGCUGUUAGUUCGAUGGACAUGGCACCUAGCAGCAGUUGCACGCGAAUAGUGGAAGUGUAGUGACGGGCAUAAUGUGGACGACGACGACGACGAAGGUUGUUUGAUAUUCGAAAAUUCUUUCUUAUUUUUGUUGAUCCAAUCGAAGCGGCGUUGUACGACAAGAAGUGACUAACAGCACAAAAGCCAGAAAAGCAUUCAUCCUACGUAUUGUGGAGCGCACAAAAAGCACACGGAAUUUGGUUACAUAAGGACGGCAAAAAAAUAGAAUAACAUCAGCACGGAGGAUGUCUGUUACUGAAGCAGUCAACAAAAGCCUUGCGGCAAUCGGCUCCACCGUAUCGGAACAGCCUCCACAGCAACAGCAGGAAACAAGUUUGAUGUUGGACAUUAUCGUACCCUCAAUAAUUUUGUUCGUCAUGUUCGCCGCAAAUGCUGUAAUAUUCGCUUUCAUUAUGCGCAAGAGAAGGAGUGUUGUAUGGGAAGAUCGCAGCAUAUACCAAGCGUGCCUAGAUCCAACGGAGCCAGCGACAUCGGCGGGGACAGUGGCGACGGCGGCGCAAGGUGUUGCUGUCUCGCUGGAAAUGGAGCAGCUCAGGAAGUAGAUGCGGAGGGGAGCAAAUGGAAUAAAUGUUCAAAGUUACUAAAUUAAAUUUAAGUGGUAAAAAUCAAUUAAUGUGCUGGCGGAGGGGAAAAAAUAUAUUUUUUUUUUUUUGUGUUUAAACAAUUAAAGCGCGUUUAAAGCGCUCAACAAACUGCUAAAAAUAAAAUAAAUGCGACUGUACACUACUAAAUACUAAACUCAAGCAACAUACUGCAUACAAAUAAAUGAAUCCUAGGAAGUAAUAACAAACAAAAAAACAAUAAAGGAAACGAAGGCUGCUACUCUGAUGGGUACCAAGCUGCAUUUAUAUCCAAUGUUUUCUUUAAACAAAAAAUAUUUUUAAGUGAAUUUAUACACAAUCCUCCACCAUACUGAAAAUAGUACUAAGUAAUAUUCAUAAGCAAGAGAUUAAAAAGUAUGGCAAUAAAUAAAUUUAUUAAGGUUAUUACCGAAAAAUUA